Molecule: messenger RNA, 231 nt
Organism: Rangifer tarandus platyrhynchus (Svalbard reindeer)
Lineage: Eukaryota; Metazoa; Chordata; Mammalia; Artiodactyla; Cervidae
Source: the annotation of a GenBank genome assembly
AUGAACAGCGUAGGGGAGGCUUGCACCGACAUGAAGCGCGAGUACGACCAGUGCUUCAACCGCUGGUUUGCCGAGAAGUUCCUCAAGGGGGACGGCUCCGGGGACCCAUGCACCGACCUCUUCAAGCGCUACCAGCAGUGUGUUCAGAAAGCGAUAAAGGAGAAGGAGAUUCCUAUUGAAGGACUGGAGUUCAUGGGCCAUGGCAAAGAAAAGCCUGAAAGCUCUUCUUGA